Trichobilharzia regenti is the source of this 705-nucleotide messenger RNA. NCBI's taxonomy places the organism in Eukaryota, Metazoa, Platyhelminthes, Trematoda, Strigeidida, Schistosomatidae. The record is from the annotation of a GenBank genome assembly.
GCCAUAAAACAGUGAGUUUCCGCGAGUUCCUUGUGGACUCCCGUCGGUCCACUCCACCGGAUAGCAAGUAUAGGAAAAGACUCUCACGUGUAAGAUCAAACAGUAUUUAAGCAAUUAUCGCAAAGCAUGACAGUCAGAACACCCCGAAAAGCAGUUUAGCUGGCCAACAGCGAGACUCUAAUCAGGGAAUCGAAUGGAUUGUUUGGGGAAGUGAGAAUGUUCCAUCAAUGUGGAGUGAAGCUAUUGUCGUAUCCAUCUUUAGAAAUAGCUUAUAUGGUGCAUGUGAUAAUUAGAGGUAAUAGUUUGCUACCAGUCGCGUCUAAAAUGUUGGUUGAUGUUUUGCUCCGUAGGCUCUGUAAUAUUCGUGAACAGUUGAUUUGCAAAGAGCAGGCUGGGUUUCGUUCACGCCUUGGAUUUAUUGAUCAUAUAUUCACUCUUCAUCAGUUGCUAGGACACCAUCACUCGUAUUGCAGACCAACAGUCUUUGUGUUUCUUGAUAUUAGGGUUGUUUUUGUUUCAUUUGACAGAACUGCUCUCUGGAACUGCCUGUUAGAGAGUGGUGUUCCUGAGAAGUUUGUUAUUGUCCUGAAAUCCCCACACAGAAGCACCUGAGGCAGAGUGAAGGCGUACAUACAGCUAUCACCACAGUUCUCAACCAACAGUGGGGUGAGACAUGGUUGCACAGUCUCUCCAUUACUUUGACUU